Drosophila takahashii is the source of this 938-nucleotide messenger RNA. It is a transcript of the gene Jhbp13, whose product is annotated as Juvenile hormone binding protein 13. NCBI's taxonomy places the organism in Eukaryota, Metazoa, Arthropoda, Insecta, Diptera, Drosophilidae. The record is from RefSeq and is a predicted model, not a curated record.
UGGAGUCUGGGAGCUUCAGUUGUUGUUUAACGUUCUAGCAGCAGGUUGAAAAUCGAGUUCGAUCGUCAGAAUAAAGGAUAUAGUUCGGUAGUUUAGUGUAGAACACACGAAAUGCAUUACAUUAUUGGAUUGCUGUGCCUCCUGGCGCUUGGAGUCAGUUCAGCCCCAACGGAUAAUAAUUACUUUGCAGAUUUGCCAAAAUGCUCGACGGACGAGGAUCAGCUGGGGGAGUGCGUCAAGGAGAUAUUCAAUACGCUGACGCCCCGCCUCAAGGACGGCAAUCCCGAGCUGAGGAUCGAACCCUACGAACCUUUGCACCUCAACCGAACUAGCUUCCAGUACACUAGUGGCACGGUCAACGGUCGCAUAACCGUUCGCAAUGCCAAGAUCUACGGAUUCGCCUCCAAUCGGGCCAAAGAAGUGUCCGUCAAACUCAACGGCGACAAGGUGAAACUGCGCCUCGUCACCAAAAUGCCCAAAAUGAACAUUGUGGGUAGUUAUAAGGCCGACAUGCAGGUGAAUCAACUGCAAUUGAAGCCCAAGGGGGAUUUUAAUGUAACGCUACUGGAUGUGGAGGCCACAACGGUCACCGAUGGUGAAAUCUACGAGAAGGAUGGUCACCGGUAUUUCCGCCUGAAGAAUCUCGAUUCGAAGCCAAAGAUUAGAGAUUUGGUCAUCAAGGCCAACGGAAUAUUCGCAGAUCCCGAACUGGAUAGUAUAGCUCUGAAUGUGGCUAAUCAGUAUUGGCGCGAUAUCUACGGAAUAAUGCUGCCCGAGACCCGACAGUUUUGGCAACCCCUUAUGUUGCGAAUGUUCAACGAGGCUUUGGAACUGGUUCCCAUCGACCAGUUUCUCAAGGAGUAGCUCAAUUAGCCGCUGAAUUCAACUUGUGAUGAUUGUUUAAUAGAAAAUAAAUUGUUCCAUUAACUGCUAUUAAA